Messenger RNA from Colletotrichum navitas, 802 nucleotides. RefSeq lists its product as uncharacterized. The record is from RefSeq and is a predicted model, not a curated record. The transcript has 3 exons. Lineage: Eukaryota; Fungi; Ascomycota; Sordariomycetes; Glomerellales; Glomerellaceae. The coding region runs from base 100 to 567 and encodes 155 amino acids.
UUCCGCUCCAUACUGAGUUUGCUCCUACCCCUGGAGAUCCUGCACCAAGCAGGGGUGGUUCAUGGUAGUUUUACGUGCUCGUACGCCGGAUAGUUGCAGAUGGGGGACUGCAGUGUUGCGCGAUAUCAUACACUACCACAACAGCACAGCAGCACAUCCAAGACGGUGCAAACGUUGAACGGACGAAGGAGCAGAGCACUUGUGAUGGUGUGGGUGAUCGCGCAGCGAGACGGGGAUACGGCGCACGGAGGUGUGGUCGGGUUUUGCCAAUCCGAUGGCCCCUUCUGGGCUGGCGUGCGCCGCCCUGUAGCCGCACUUCGGCUGCCGGAUGGCGCCACCCUUAUUGUUCCAGCGCUGCGUAUGACGACAAUUGAGGUGAGGGGGACAAGACAGUUAGGAAAAAGACCCGGUCGAGGCAGGGCAAUCGGUGCCGUAACGGCGUCUGAAGAUGCGUCUUCUCAAACCUACAGUCGGCCAACUAGUCCUGUCUUGACCGAAAGCGCGGAGGUAUGGACAAAAACGUUAGGCGUGCCUGCGGGACGAGGACGGGGUCCAUCCCUUCACUGAUUGCCAAGGGGGGCGGCUGGUGGGGAUAAUGUUAAAGGAGACACACCAGAAGAGACAAGAGACAGUGAAUCGACAUAUGCCGAGACGAGGAUAAGCAGACGAUGCAGGGAAACCCGGAAGCUGGAAUCCUUUCGACGCAACCCGCUGGUUCGGCCAUCGGCUCCCGAAAACCUUAUUGACAAUUUGCAUUUCGUUCCGCGAGCGAGCCGCGAGGAAGAGCGGGGGGAUGACAUGG